AACACCUUCUUCAGCGAGACUGGAGCUGGAAAGCACGUCCCCAGAGCUGUUUUUGUGGACCUGGAGCCCACUGUCAUCGAUGAGGUGCGCAGUGGUACCUACCGCCAGCUGUUCCACCCCGAGCAGCUGAUCACAGGCAAGGAGGAUGCUGCCAAUAACUACGCCCGUGGACAUUAUACCAUCGGCAAAGAGAUCAUUGACCUGGUUCUGGACAGAAUCCGCAAACUGGCUGAUCAGUGCACUGGUCUUCAGGGCUUCCUGGUGUUCCACAGCUUUGGCGGUGGCACCGGCUCUGGUUUCACCUCCCUGCUGAUGGAGCGUCUGUCUGUCGACUACGGCAAGAAGUCCAAGCUGGAGUUCUCCAUCUACCCAGCUCCCCAGGUGUCCACCGCUGUGGUGGAGCCCUACAACUCCAUCCUGACCACCCACACCACCCUAGAGCACUCUGACUGUGCCUUCAUGGUAGAUAACGAGGCCAUCUACGAUAUCUGCCGUAGGAACCUCGAUAUCGAGCGUCCUACUUACACCAACCUGAACAGGCUGAUCAGUCAGAUUGUGUCCUCCAUCACUGCUUCCCUCCGCUUUGAUGGUGCCCUCAAUGUUGAUCUGACAGAGUUCCAGACCAACUUGGUGCCAUACCCCCGUAUCCACUUCCCCCUGGCCACCUAUGCUCCAGUCAUCUCUGCAGAGAAGGCUUACCACGAGCAGCUAACCGUAGCUGAGAUCACAAACGCCUGCUUUGAGCCAGCCAAUCAGAUGGUGAAAUGUGACCCUCGUCACGGCAAGUACAUGGCCUGCUGCCUUUUGUACCGUGGUGAUGUGGUGCCCAAAGAUGUCAACGCUGCCAUUGCCACCAUCAAAACCAAACGCACCAUCCAGUUUGUGGACUGGUGCCCCACUGGUUUCAAGGUUGGCAUCAACUACCAGCCCCCCACUGUGGUUCCUGGUGGAGAUCUGGCCAAGGUCCAGAGGGCUGUGUGCAUGCUGAGCAACACAACUGCUAUUGCAGAGGCCUGGGCUCGGCUCGACCACAAGUUCGAUCUGAUGUACACUAAGCGUGCCUUUGUUCACUGGUACGUGGGUGAGGGUAUGGAGGAGGGAGAGUUCUCCGAGGCCAGAGAGGACAUGGCAGCUCUGGAGAAGGAUUAUGAG
This is a messenger RNA of Pundamilia nyererei, 1152 nucleotides long. Its product is annotated as tubulin alpha-1C chain. Gene Ontology annotation, molecular function: GTP binding; structural constituent of cytoskeleton. The transcript has 3 exons. Gene Ontology annotation, biological process: microtubule-based process. NCBI's taxonomy places the organism in Eukaryota, Metazoa, Chordata, Actinopteri, Cichliformes, Cichlidae. The annotation marks the transcript as partial. The record is from RefSeq and is a predicted model, not a curated record. Gene Ontology annotation, cellular component: microtubule.